AUGCGGGUCAGGAUGCUCUCGGCUGCCUCCGUCCUCGUCCUGCUCUUCCUGCCCUCGGAGACCUGCUCCCCCCUGCAGCGGCCGUGGGGUCCUGCCCCACACCCCCCCUGGGAGCCUUGGUCCGGCCCCCCGCGCCCCACCGCGGCCCCGCUGCCCCAUAGACUGUACCAUCGGCGGGGGGGGGCCGAGCCCAGCGCCGAGCCCAGAGCCCCUCGGACCCCGCAGCAGAGGGACAGCAAACCCAGCUCGUUGGACCUCACCUUCCACCUCCUGCGCCAGUUCCUGGCCAUGUCCCGACGGGAGCGGCUGGAGCAGAAGGUGCUGAGCAACAAACUCCUGCUGCAGAGCAUCGGGAAGUGA
Melopsittacus undulatus (budgerigar) is the source of this 360-nucleotide messenger RNA. RefSeq names its product corticoliberin-like. The record is from RefSeq and is a predicted model, not a curated record. Gene Ontology annotation, molecular function: corticotropin-releasing hormone activity. The transcript has a single exon. Gene Ontology annotation, biological process: negative regulation of epinephrine secretion; negative regulation of glucagon secretion; positive regulation of cortisol secretion. Bases 1 to 360 code for a protein of 119 amino acids. Gene Ontology annotation, cellular component: extracellular region. NCBI's taxonomy places the organism in Eukaryota, Metazoa, Chordata, Aves, Psittaciformes, Psittaculidae.